This is a messenger RNA of Cladocopium goreaui, 969 nucleotides long. The record is from the annotation of a GenBank genome assembly. NCBI's taxonomy places the organism in Eukaryota, Dinophyceae, Suessiales, Symbiodiniaceae.
AUGGCCAGGGAGAAGAACCUUCUGGCCAAGUUCCUGACAAAAUACCCUAUGAUGCUUGGUGAGGUAAUUUUGAGAAAGAGUAACAAAAAGCUGAAGGCUUGGCAUGCUUCCCAGAAAGCCAAGGAGCCCCAACAAGUAGUAAUUUUGAGAAAGAGUAACAAAAAGCUGAAGGCUUGGCAUGCUUCCCAGAAAGCCAAGGAGCCCCAACAAGUAGCACCCCCCACCACCCAACCAGCACCCAGUGCGCCCAGCUCAAGUGCCUAUGGGCAAUUCAACAUUGCAGACCUCAUGGCAGGUUUUAUGCACUUCUCACAGGUCAUGCAAAGAAACAUGCACCAGUCCCCAAAGAAGCCUCAGCCCUCAGGAGAUAGAUUGGCUUUGACAAAUGGUACAACCAACCCUUCUGUGGACCAAGGCUCAGCUCAGCAGUUUGAACCCAAACUCAGGCACCACCAGAAGUCUGUACAAUCCAGUUCCCUGCCCAUUGAAGACAAAAAGGCUGAGGCACACAAUGAGGUGAGUGACACCCAAGAGGUCAAAGGCAACACCCCCCAGGGCAACCCACCCCAGGAGCCACCACAACACACUGGCAAGGAUGUGGAGGAUGCUGCUUUCAUGGCAUUUAAGAGCAAGCAAGAGGCUGCUAAGGCUAAGGCAAAGGCAAAUAGCAAGGCCAAAGCCAAGGCAAAAGGUACAGCAAAGGCAAAAUGCAAGGCAAAGGCGCAUGCAAAGUCAGCAGGUUGCAUGAAGAGGCCUGCAUCACAAAUCUCCAUGCCUAUGGCUUUUACCUAUGAGCCAGGUGAGCCUGAGGAGAGGUGGGAUGGCAAGUAUGACUCCUGGUGCAGCAAGCACUACCAUACAUGCAGGAACAUGGCAAUCAAUGCUGGCUACAAUGAUGAGGCUGCAAAGGAGUUUGGCAAGGAGGCAAGGAAGAAGGCCACCCUGCUCUACAAGAAAACCUUUGGAUGA